Hordeum vulgare subsp. vulgare (domesticated barley) is the source of this 4287-nucleotide messenger RNA. RefSeq lists its product as uncharacterized. Gene Ontology annotation, molecular function: poly-pyrimidine tract binding; pre-mRNA 3'-splice site binding. The coding region runs from base 296 to 3925 and encodes 1209 amino acids. The transcript is spliced from 10 exons. The record is from RefSeq and is a predicted model, not a curated record. Lineage: Eukaryota; Viridiplantae; Streptophyta; Magnoliopsida; Poales; Poaceae. Gene Ontology annotation, cellular component: U2-type prespliceosome; U2AF complex; nuclear speck.
GGAGACAGAUCAUCCAAAACCCCAAUCCCUGCAGGCCGCAUCCACCACCCCGGCGAGCCAACCACCGCCACCGCCGGAGUCCCGCUUCCUCGCCGCCGCCCCCGCCACCGGCCCGCCCCGAUUCGCCGCUCCCCCAGGUUGCUUCCGCCCGCCCCGCCCCGAUUCGCCGCUCCCCCAGGGAGGAGACCCGCGUGGUGGCGCCGACCGCUCUCCGCGCCCCCUCGGUCCUGCGAUUAUGCUCCCGGUGAUCUAGGAUCUCGCUGUUUCUGACGAGGCUGCUGGUCCGAGGGGCAGGAUGAGCAGCAGAGCGCAGCAGGGCGAAAAGGGCUCCGAGUCGGCCGCCCGCACGAGGCCUCUGAGCAUCCACGAGAUCUUGCUGCGGCGGGAGAAGAAGGCCCUCGCGGAAGCUAAGAAGGCCGCCGCGGAAGCUAGGAAGGCCAGGGAAGAACUCCAGGACAAUGAUAAGGGUAAACCUAGUCACUCGGAACCGGGAAGAGGGCGCAAGAGCGGAAAGAAUCUCAAGGAUGUACCCGCCGAGGGUUCCAGAAAGGAGAGCGUGAGAGAUGCGCCAAGGGAGGACCCCAAGAAGGAUGAUGUGCGGCGCACGUCUAAGGAGGGUUCCAGAAAGGAGGGCAUUAGGGAUGCGCCACGGGAGGAGUCCAAGAAGGAUGAUGUGAGGCGUGCGUCUAAGGAUGGUUCGAAAAUGGAGACCAUUAGGGAUGCAUCAAGGGAAGACCCCAAGAAGGAUGAUGUGAGACAUGGAUUUAAGGAGAGUUCCAAAAAGGAGAUCAUUAGAGAUGCACCAAGGGAGGUUUCCAAGAAGGAAAACUUGAAAGAUAGGCCAAAAGAUGGUUCUAAGGUGGAUGACUUGAAAGAUACACCAAAGGUUUCAAGGAAGGAUGACCAAAGGGAUGCAGCAAAGAAGGGCUCCAAAAAUGAGAGGUCCUCAGGGAGAGAUGACAGCCAGUCAGCUGGCAGAGACAAAGAUGCUCAUAAGUCGCAUAAACAUAUCACAAGCAUGAGAGGCCGGCCUGCUGAAAGCAAAGAUGGAAACCAUGGUGAGAUCAGAGCAAGAAAUGGUGAUACAACAAGAUCUUCUAUCAUGGAGAGGAGCGACAAGCUCCGGAAUGAAGCAAAAAGGAAAAUCCAUGGUUUUGAUGAUGAAAAGACUUCAUAUGUUGAUCGACCUGUGCUGAAGAAACAUGAUUCUGCGCGAUCCCAAGUUUCCAAACACUAUGACAGAAAUGAUGCAAGGAGAGAGUACGGGAAACCAUACCAUGAAGAGCCCAGGUUAAAAAGGAGAAGGUCAAGAAGCAGGGAUCAUGAUCAAGGAAGGCGUGACAGAUCUCUCUCACUAUCCCCAAGGGAACAAAGGCGUAGCUACCAUGGACACGAUCAUGGCAAUUAUCCUCCUGGAAGGAAGUAUGCUGAAAACGAUAGGCACAGAACAUCUGAUAACGUUGGGCAAGGUGGUGGGUCUUACCAGAGAUAUGAAAGUCGGCUUGGUGGCUACUCACCAAGGAAAAGGAAAACAGUGCCACAAGACGAACAAUUGAGUACCACGAUUACUCCACCAGUCAUUCGAUCAUCAGAAAAGAAACCAGUCACGUGGGAUCAGCCUCCUGCAGCAGCAGACCAAUCUAUUUUCUUCACCAAUUUGCAGCCAAUUGUUAGUCAAACCUCUUCUGUUUCAGUCAGUUUUAGCGCACCAAAGCAGAACCCUGCUACUGCACUUGAUACUAUAUUGUCAGGGAAUAGUUCGUCUGUUGAUUCUGUCCAGCUAACGCAAGCAACACGCCCACUUAGGAGGUUGCACAUUGAGAAUUUAGCUAGUUCAGCUUCAGAGGAUGCGUUGAUUGGUUGCUUGAACGACUUCUUGCUGUCAACGGGUGAUAUUAACCGUAUCCAGAGGUCUAAACAACCAUGCCUCAGUUGUACGAUAAACAAGGAAAAACGCCAGGCAUUUGUUGAAUUUCUUACACCAGAGGAUGCUACAGCAGCUCUUUCUUUCGAUGGAAGAUCUUUCAAUGGGUCUACUCUGAAAAUUAGACGUCCCAAAGAAUAUAUUGAAAUGGCACAUGUUGCUCAAAAGAAGCCCGUGGAAGAAGGUAUUAAAGAAACAUCUGAUGUUGUUGCAGAUUCACCACACAAGAUUUUCAUUGCUGGUAUUUCUGGUGUUCUUUCAUCUGAGAUGCUCGUGGAAAUUGUUAGUUCAUUUGGCAAGUUAGCUGCAUACCACUUUGUUUGUAGUGAGGACCUUGGUGGGCGAUGUGCAUUUCUUGAGUAUAUUGAUCACUCCGUUACAAACAAGGCAUGUGCUGGCCUCAACGGUAUGAAGCUUGGCGGGUGCAUCCUGACUGCUGUUCAGGUUUUUCCCAAUCCUCUCGAGGUUCGCAAUGAAGCUUCCGCAUUUUAUGGUAUUCCUGAUAGUGCUAAAGCGCUUCUUGAAGAACCAACAAAUGUCCUGCAGCUAAAAAAUGUGUUUGACCGAGAAGAGUUUUUGGCACUUUCAAAACCUGAGCUGGAGGAAAUAUUGGAAGACGUACGCAUGGAGUGUGCAAGGUUUGGAGCAGUCAAAUCCAUAAAUAUUGUAGAGUAUCCCGCUAGCAGUGACAGCAUUACUGAGGAUGUCCUAGUUGAGCCCAAAGAUGAACCAGUAAAGCUUGAGCCCCCUGAAUGUCGUACCAAUGAUAACUGUGCGGAGACUGGAACAGAUUGCUCUUUACCAAGCAGGAGCAUAGUAGUUCCUUCCAAUCCUAGGGAAAUUACAGGUGUCGAUGGUAUUUCUGCGUUCCAGGAUCACAAAGAGCCUGACACACUUCGUGAGUUUGAUCUGCCUGCAGCGGCAGAUCAGUAUACCGACCUAGAUGACAGCCAUGCUAGAGCUGCUGGCCUCACAAUGGAUCGACAAAUGGAGUCCGAUCAUAUGGAUGCUAUGCAGGUUGAUCAAGAUGCUACUGCAGUGGGUGACAUCCAUGCUAGAGCUGCUUGCUCCACAGUGGAUCAACAAACGGAGGCCGAUCAUAUUGAUUCUAUACAGGCUGAUCAAGAUGCCAUUGCAGUGGUUGACAUCCAUGGUAGAGCUGCUGACCCAACAGUGGAUCAACAAACGGAGGCCGAUCAUAUGGAUUCUACACAGGCUGAUCAAGAUGCUACUGCAGUGGGUGACAUCCAAGCUAGAGCUGCUGACCCCACAGUAGAUCAACAAACGGAGGCUGAUCAUAUGGAUUCUGUGCAGGCUGAUCAAGAUGCUACUGCAGUGGGCGACAUCCAAGCUAGAGCUGCUGACCCCACAUUGGAUCAACAAGUGGAGGCUGAUCAUAUGGAUUCUAUGCAGGCUGAUCAAGAUGCUACUGCAGUGGGCAACGUCCAAGCUAGAGCUGCUGACCCCAUAUUGGAUCAACAAACAGAGGCCGAUCAUAUGGAUUCUACACAAACUGAUCAAGAUGCUACUGCAGUGGGCAACGUCCAAGCUAGAGCUGCUGACCCCAUAUUGGAUCAACAAACGAAGGCCGAUCAUAUGGAUUCUACACAAACUGAUCAAGAUGCUGCUGCAGUGGGUGAAGAUAGUUUAGGAGAAGGACAUGCAGGCCCAACAACUUUGGAGACCUGUGGUUCUACUACACCUGGAGAUGUGGCGGGGAGAUCCGAAACUGAGAAUGAGCAACAAAGCACUGAUGAUGUGAGUGAAAGCGGUGCAGAAAAACUACCUGUGGCUGACACCAGAGACGAUGCUCCGACCAGAGACGAUUCUCUGGUUUCAGACACCAUCGUGCCGGAAGCUGGCUCUAUACUGGUGGAGUUCAUGCGGAAGGAGGCUGCAUGCCUGGCCGCACAUUCCUUACAUGGACGCAGCUUCGGCGACAGGACCGUGUCUGCUGGAUAUGCCCCGCAUGAUCUCUACUUGCAGAGGUACCCGAGGUGAUUUCCGCCGUGACGAUGAGAUCCCCAUGUUCUGAUGAUACCUGAUGCUUGCGUAUGUAACAGAAACACAUAGGACAGGUCUUGUAGUUUUGAUCUUUUGGAUGCGUCAGUCAAGUAGCUUCGGAUCAAGAUGAUGUACCGUUAGUUGGGAGGUAAUCUAGUAGGAGACCCAUAGCAGAAGCACUUUUGGGCUGAAGACAGUGGGAUAACCACUGGCCUAUAACAUUUUUGUUGUGAAUUUGAUACCUGUAUUUUUGCAGUGAGGGGAAAGUACCAGAAUAUACACUUGUAAUCUUUGCUGUUGAUUUGGGUUCCAUGGGUGGGUGUGAGGCUCUUUUAUUAUAUACAAACACUUAUACUGUC